AUGAGAUACUCAGCUCUUGCGUUCGCUCUUCCGAUCAUGGCAGCAUCUGCCGACGUGUCGCCCAAGGCCCAAUUUUUUCCACUCACUCGAAAAGGUGACAUUCCAACAUUUGUGCCUUAUAAACAGGGACAGGAUGUAUUCAUCGACUGCAUUUCAAGAAACAUCGACAACGGUGAACAUAACUUCGAUUCGAACGAUAGAAUCAUCUAUAAGGCUUUCCCGACGUGUAAAGAGACUGGCAAGCCUCUUAGCUUCCAUUAUGGAGUGUCCGAAGACAUCCAAUGCUCAAUCACUUUUACAGACGAAAUGUACCACAUGUUCCAACUCUAUGUACAUGAGGAUGUCCCAUUUAGUUGCAGAAUUCCACUUAGUACCGAGGCCAACUAUUUGGAGCUGGGUGGUGCUUACAUCCCAUUAACGUUCAAUUUCAGAGGAGAGGUACACAACUCGCACUUGGACUUGGACCCUAACUUGAACCUAGUUAUCACGAAGCCAUCGAACAAAAUUCCAGAGCAACAGACCGUGGUCAGUGCAGUUGCCUGGUCAUCAGGAACAAAUGCUACGAGAGUUACGAUUGGAGAGACAGUGACUAUGCAGCUUGCUGUUCGCUGGUUUGAUCACCUAAAAAAUGUGGGCUCCCUAGCAGGCGCAGGCGCUUCGGAAUUGCCUUAUCCAGAUGGAUUUUACAAGCUUCCGCUUAAUGCGAUGUUCGUGACAUACAACAAUUACUUCCUUACCAUGGCAUUCGUUUCUGCUGUUUCAGUUUUCUUGACAGGGAUCAUUUUCUCUAGAUUCAAGAAAGGUUCCAUUCGUCACUCCUCGGAUCCAGAGUCCGCCUAUGGUAAAUUGGACUAA
This is a messenger RNA of Australozyma saopauloensis, 855 nucleotides long. RefSeq lists its product as uncharacterized. Lineage: Eukaryota; Fungi; Ascomycota; Pichiomycetes; Serinales; Metschnikowiaceae. The transcript has a single exon. Bases 1 to 855 code for a protein of 284 amino acids. The record is from RefSeq and is a predicted model, not a curated record.